UGAUUUAACGUCGGGUGCGGCUUUGAAACGUUACAAUUAUAUAGCCAAACAAAAUUGAAAUCCGACGAAAACAAGAGAACGAAGACACGCUGUCAACGGUAAUUUCUACCAAACCGGCAAAUUCGACCUGUCUCUCAAGCCGUCUCGUCACAUUACGUUUCAAUAAUUCGAAUUCGUUUCUGCUACUUCAAUCGAGUGCCUGUAAUCUACGUACUUUUGUCUUCGUACUAGCCAGAAGCAAGGAUCGCACCACACAACAAAAAAGAUGGGAAUGACAGUGGCCGGUGUUGAUCCACUCUCUGAAAAAGCUGUGAAGAUGAGGGAGUCGCUUCAGAAAAGCCAGACCAUAACAGACGACGUCGUUGCGAUUCUGGGCUCCUUUGACCACCGCCUCUCCGCUCUUGAAACUGCCAUGCGUCCUACUCAGAUUAGGACGCAUUCUAUUCGGAAGGCUCAUGAGAAUAUUGACAAGACGUUGAAGGCCGCAGAGGUCAUUUUGGUUCAAUUCGAUCAAUAUCGGCAGGCAGAAACAAAAGUACUUAAAGGGCCACAUGAAGACCUGGAGAAUUAUCUUAAUGCAAUUGAUCAGCUGAGAGGCAACAUUCAAGUUUUUGGCAGUAAGAAGGGCUUUAAGAGUGGUGAUGGUAUUGUUAGCCAUGCCAAUAAUUUAAUAGCUAAAGCCAUUUCUAAGCUAGAAGAUGAGUUUAAACAGCUUUUAUCAUCAAGCAGCCAACCUGUGGAACCUGAGUGCCUCUUUGAUUGCCUUCCAAACACGAUGCGUCCUUCCUCAGGUUCUCCUGGCUAUGAGGGGGACUCUAUUGGCAAGAAUCCUUCCAAUAAUCAUUCUGAUUCACAAAACAAUAACAUUGAUGCUUUUGUAUACACACCUCCUGCUCUUAUACCGCCAAGGAUUUUGGUACUGCUCCAUGAUUUAACGGAACAAAUGGUUCAAGCUGGUCAACAGCAAAAGUUACUCAAAAUUUACCGGGAUACCAGGUCUGAUGUAUUGGAAGAGAGCCUACACAAACUGGGAGUUGAGAAGCUUAGCAAAGAUGAUGUACAAAAGCUACAAUGGGAGGUUUUGGAGGCUAAAAUUGGAAGUUGGAUUCACUACAUGCGAAUAGCUGUCAAAUUGUUAUUUGCUGGUGAGCGGAAAGUUUGCAAUCAAAUAUUUGAAGGAUUUGAUUUACUCAUUGAUCAGUGUUUCGCUGAGGUGACUAAAAACAGUGUCUCCAUGCUGCUUAGUUUUGGAGAAGCAAUUGCCAAAAGUAAGAGAUCACCAGAAAAAUUAUUUGUACUUUUGGACAUGUAUGAAAUAAUGCACGAGCUUCGUUCAGAGAUAGAAACACUGUUUGAAAGCAAAGCUUGCACUGUGAUCAGAGAAGCUGCGUUGGGUUUGACAAAACAGCUUGCACAAACUGCACAAGAGACGUUUGGAGAUUUUGAAGAAGCAGUCGAGAAAGAUGCUACAAAAACUGCUGUGACAGAUGGAACUGUCCAUCCUUUGACAAGCUAUGUAAUUAACUAUGUGAAAUUUUUAUUCGACUACCGGUCCACAUUGAAGCAACUUUUCCAAGAAUUUGCUGAGGGAGAUGAAACUUCAGAGCUGGCCUCUGUAACAAUGCGAAUAAUGCAAGCUCUGCAAGCCAAUUUAGAGGAAAAAUCAAAGCAAUAUAAAGAUACUGCUUUGACUCACAUAUUCCUUAUGAAUAAUGUUCAUUAUAUUGUCAGAUCAGUACGGAGGUCUGAAGCCAAGGAUUUGUUAGGGGAUGAUUGGGUGCAACGGCAUAGGAGAAUCGUGCAGCAGCAUGCAAAUCAUUACAAAAGAAAUGCAUGGGCAAAGGUACUUCAAUGCCUCUCUGUCCAAGGCCUUACCUCAUCAGGUGGUAGAGGGGGCACUGCAGGUGGCGAUGGAGGAACUAGUAGCAGUGGUGCUUCAAGAGCAAUUGUUAAAGAAAAAUUCAAGGCUUUCAAUAUGAUGUUUGAGGAAAUACACCAGAGACAAUCUCAGUGGACAGUUCCCGACACAGAGUUGCGCGAGUCUCUCAGGCUUGCUGUUGCUGAAGUCUUGUUGCCUGCCUAUAGAUCAUUUAUGACACGUUUUGGGCCACUUGUAGAGAAUGUAAAGAAUGCUCAGAGAAUCAUCAAAUACACACCAGAAGAUCUAGAAAGAAUGCUGGGCGAAUUUUUUGAAGGAAAAAGCAUAGACGAAAUGAAGCGGUAAAUGAAGAAUUGAUAAGAGGGAAGCAAGUAAAGGGAGUUACCGUUUGUAAAUUGGUGGCCUAUUGAACAUUUUGAGAGGAAGAAUGUCCCUUCUUCCUUAGAUUGCGUGUAUAGUGCCUUUCAUUAUAAAAUAAGCGUAUAGUUGUUUGGGCUAUGAAAUUUUACUUUUCUUUAUGAGCGUGCGAUUGUAACCAUGGACUCACUACAAGGAAAAUAGGCAUUUGAGAUUUGAGAUGAAUGUUAGACAAUUUUUUGGUCUUUAAUUAGCAAUAAUUUUAUUA
Molecule: messenger RNA, 2504 nt
Organism: Prosopis cineraria
Lineage: Eukaryota; Viridiplantae; Streptophyta; Magnoliopsida; Fabales; Fabaceae
Product: exocyst complex component EXO70A1-like
Exons: 13
Coding region: 266-2224 (652 amino acids)
Biological process (GO): exocytosis
Cellular component (GO): exocyst
Molecular function (GO): phosphatidylinositol-4,5-bisphosphate binding
Source: RefSeq, a predicted model, not a curated record